AAAACAUAAACAAGUACGAAGGGAAGGAAUGAAGUAAAGAACAUAACUAAACACUAGCAGGACCAAAAGGGUAUUCUUCCGACGAAGAAACACGAUCGUAUCGUAUCACCGGAAAUUCUGACUCUCACAGAUUUCUGGGAGCGACAAUUGCAACUCCGAUUCGACUUGAAGAGAGGGAGGAAGGUGAAGAAGAUUGGCAAAUUAUAAGAAUACGUUGAGAUGUCAGCGCUUUUCAAUUUCCAUUCAUUUCUAACCGUGAUACUUCUGGGAAUAUGUGCCUGCACUUAUUUCAAGAUGCAGUUUCCGGCUAUCCUUGACCAGAAAACUGGGUUUCGUGGUUUCUUCUGGAAGGCAGCAAGAAUAGGUGAACGCUUAAGCCCAUGGGUAGCAGCAGGUUGCUUUAUGAUGGGUGUUUCAAUAAUCUUCUUCUAAGCUUUGUUUUACACUCAAUAGGGCGUCCGUUCUAUAUGCUCUACCGCAGUUUGAUAUGCAAAAUUCAGAUUUCUAAAUUCAAAUUAUUUGCCGAUCUACAAAAUGAGAGCUUGUACUUGUGAUUUCAUUGGAGUCCUUGAAACUCAUUUUUUCACCCGAGUUAAUUAUCUUUUUUUCGUUGUUGAAACGAAGUGGAGUUUUUGCCAUUAAUCCCCUAGUUUACUACAUGGAAUUCGAAUUGCUAGCUUAUGGUGGGGGGAUCUCUCUAUCUCUGAUAUCGAUAACAUAAAAGCCUACAAUUUAUUAAUAUGAUGAAUAGUUAAUCU
Molecule: messenger RNA, 758 nt
Organism: Glycine soja
Lineage: Eukaryota; Viridiplantae; Streptophyta; Magnoliopsida; Fabales; Fabaceae
Product: protein kish-like
Exons: 6
Coding region: 220-432 (70 amino acids)
Biological process (GO): protein secretion; intracellular transport
Source: RefSeq, a predicted model, not a curated record